UAAAUCCAGCCGCACAGUCCCGUGCCCCCGAGGAGGGGGCGGGCGGCGAUUGGCGCCGGCGCGGCCACGUGCCCGCGCGUCACCGGGGCCGGGAGGAAAAAGGCUCCUUUUUGGUGUAAAUCUGGACUCUAAUUCCGUAAUAUAUCACGGUACCUCGUAAAACCGACACUAAAACGUCCCGACCUACAAAUCACCCGGCCAAAUUAUGAGUUCAUUGUAUUAUGCGAAUGCUUUAUUUUCUAAAUAUCAAGCCGCGAGUUCGGUUUUCCCAUCCGGAGUCUUUCCCGAGCAAACUUCUUGCGCUUUCGCCUCCAACAGCCAACGCGCGGGCUAUGGGGCCGCAUCCACGCCUCCCUUCGCCGCCUCCAUGCCCGGCCUCUACUCCGGCGGCAGCUCCGUGCACCCCCAGCCCCCCAGCAUGUACCCCUCGGGCUACGGCCUGGAGCCGGGCUCCUUCAACAUGCACUGCUCCCCUUUCGAGCAAAACCUCUCCGUGAUGUGCCCGGGAGACGCCUCCAAGCCGAGCUGCGGCAAAGCGGACCAGAGGGACCCGGAGCUGCCCGGCGACGGCAACUUCCGAAUCUACCCCUGGAUGAGGAGCUCAGGGACGGACAGGAAACGCGGCCGGCAGACCUACACCAGGUACCAGACGCUGGAGCUGGAGAAGGAGUUCCACUACAACCGCUACCUGACGCGGAGGAGGCGCAUCGAGAUCGCCCACGCGCUGUGCCUGACCGAGCGGCAGAUCAAGAUCUGGUUCCAGAACCGCCGCAUGAAGUGGAAGAAGGAGAACAAGAGCGCCUGCCCCGGCUCCGGAGGGCAGGAAAAGGCAGAGGCCGAGGAGGACGAGGAGGAGUGAGGUGGAUGCAGGAAGCGGGAGAAAAAGGGAAAAGAAAAGGGGGGGGAACAGGAGAAACACGCGUUGAAAAACAACAACAAAAAAAGGACUAAACAUAAAAAUAAAUGCUGAGCGCAUCGGUAAUUCAACCCCUAGGAGCGAUACCUUGUGUUUGAUGACACUGAGAAGAAAUACUACCUAUCUUAGAGCCUCUUUUGGUUGGUUUUUGUUUUGGGUUAUUUUCUUUUUGUACGAUAGAACAUCUACCUAUUGAAUGUGGCUUUAGAGUCGGGAGAGACGCGCUUUUCCUCUGGGCGCCUUCCCCUAGCAGCAGUAAUUCGUAAAUCGCUGGCAUUUGUACUUGGCUGUGUACCGGGGAUUAUUUUUUAUUUUUUGGGGGGGGGUUUAUGAAGUAUCGUGGUCGUGUUUAGCACCUUUAAUUUAGAAAAUGUGACCCGAAAGCCUGGAUGCGAAUUCCACUUAGCGCGUAGAGCCCUUGUACAUAAUAUGAAUUAUUAUUAUUAUUAAUAUUAUUAUUCUUCCUCCCCGGAACCUCGGUGCUUCUCUUCUCCUCGCGAUGCUCUUUUGUCUGUGGAUAUUUUUACCUUCGUCGUUCGAGCCUCUGCGGGGUGGUGGGGGGGGAAAAAAAGAAUUAAAAAAAUUUAAAAAAAAAAAAGAGAAAAAGCGGAGGAAUUAAUAUCGUGCUACGUCAAAUGUUGUAUAUCAAAGUAGCGAAUUAUUUAAUGGCGGCGCGUGGCUUUUUUGUUAUUAAUGAUUAUUAUUAUUGUUAUUAUUAUUAUUAUUUUCCUUCGUCUGUGAUUAUUAUUCUUCGAAAUAAAAAGGAGAUCUCCACCAACCCCCCGCGCGUUGGGUGCCUCCCUCUUUGGCUCAUUAAAAACGACAAAAAAACCAAACA
Messenger RNA from Motacilla alba alba, 1754 nucleotides. RefSeq names its product homeobox B7 (gene HOXB7). Lineage: Eukaryota; Metazoa; Chordata; Aves; Passeriformes; Motacillidae. The transcript is spliced from 2 exons. Gene Ontology annotation, biological process: regulation of transcription by RNA polymerase II; anterior/posterior pattern specification. Gene Ontology annotation, cellular component: nucleus. Bases 206 to 859 code for a protein of 217 amino acids. Gene Ontology annotation, molecular function: DNA-binding transcription factor activity, RNA polymerase II-specific; RNA polymerase II cis-regulatory region sequence-specific DNA binding. The record is from RefSeq and is a predicted model, not a curated record.